AUGCCCAACCCCUCAUUUUCAACGGCUUCCCUCGCUCUGCUUCCUCGCCCUCUCUUCAUAUCAUCGGAGCUGGAUUGCAAAAUGUGGUUUUCGCCAAACCCACGGCUGUUGCCUGGGUUGUUAGUUUAUCUGUCAGCAUGCCGGCUUUGUCUGGCUGUUGUUUUCACCAAUUCCGAUUUCUCGAUCCAACCGAACAAAGCAUUCAAUUUAAAAUGGGACCAAAACGAAGGACCUGUCACCCUGAGUGUGGUAACUAGCACGUCAGAUAAUGCCCAGCAGGUAGUCACCAUAGCGGAACUCGCCCUAGGAAGCUCGCGUUACUGGACUCCGAGCAGCAGUCUGCAGACGGGAACAUAUUAUUUCAGAAUCAAGGAUGAAGUGACAGGGGAGGUCAAUUACUCUCCAGAAUGGAAGUACUCGACAACCAGCAGCUCCUCAGAUUCGUCUCCUCAAACAAGCUCAAGAACCACCUUGGCAGCUUCGCGUAGCUCAAGUGAUGCAUCCAACAUCAUCCAACAGGCCUCAACGAGCCGUUCGACAGGAACUUUCUCAACCUCUACAAGGUCGUCAUUAUCAACCAGUAUAGUAGUACCUGCGGGAACUGGCGCAGACGACGACCAAGCAAGCAGUACUAGCAAUCCCACAUCAGAGACACCUUCUUCGGGUCUUUCGACAGGGGCGAAGGCAGGGAUCGGCGUCGGCGCGGGCCUUGGUGGGAUUCUCCUGUUAGCUGCCGUCGCGUUUCUAUUCUACAGGAAGGGCAAGUCGCGUGCCGAGAGACAGAACGCGUCAGUGACACAUGGCCAGGAUCCUCCAGCGAGCCAGGAACCAAGAUCACCGGCGACGCAUCGAUCUUACCCGGAGCUGGGCGUUACAGAUGAGAAGCCGAUACCUGAAAUUGCUGGGAUGCCAAUUGCCGAAGUUCCUGGCGCUAAUGUUCAUGUUAAUCCCAAAACUCGAAGCAAGUUUGUUGAGCUGCCAUAA
This is a messenger RNA of Clonostachys rhizophaga, 984 nucleotides long. Lineage: Eukaryota; Fungi; Ascomycota; Sordariomycetes; Hypocreales; Bionectriaceae. The record is from the annotation of a GenBank genome assembly.